AUGCAUAUUGGUAAUUUAACAAAUAAAACUAUAUCGUAUAGUUUUCCAUCUACAAACAAACUUAUCAGUAGUGAGAUCGCCUUAUAUUAUCGUCAUGCAACUUCAGUUCGAAAUUCUUCAUAUCCAUAUAUCAGUGGUGAUACAUUUCGUGCAUUUGCUGAUUAUAUUUAUGAUGAAACAAGGCAAGAUAAAUUGGAUUUAGUUAAAUAUGGAGAGAUUGUUUUUGUAAAAGCUGAUAUGUUUUCAAGUUUUUUUGGUUCACCAUUCAAUUCUAUACAAAACCCAUUUGUACUUGUUACACAUAAUAGUGAUUUCUCUGCGCCAAGUAACUAUGAAACAUAUUUAUCAAAUCCAAAAAUACUUAUUUGGUAUGCAUCUAAUCCUAGUGUAGAAAAUCAUGAAAAAUUAUAUCCUAUUCCUAUCGGAUUGCCCAAUACUCGUUGGACACACGGAAAUUUAAAUAAAUUAACAUUUGCAGCGGAAAACUAUCGUAAACCUUGGUCUCAACGAACAAGUUUACUUUAUAUGAAUUUUGCUCUCGAAACAAAUAGAGUUGAACGAGAAAAAGCUCUUUUACAAGCAUCAAAAAUAGAAAAUGCACAAAUAAUAAAAAAUCGGAUUACAUUCGAUACUUACCUACAACAAAUAGGAAAUGCAAAAUUCGUUUUAUCACCACCGGGUAAUGGACUUGAUUGUCAUCGAACAUGGGAAGCUUUAUUAAUGGGUGCUGUACCUAUUGUUCGUCAAUCGGGGCUUGAUCCAUUAUUUGUAAAAACAAGAUCAGUUGUUGUUGAUGAUUGGUCAAAAGUGACACAAAACUUUUUAUUAUCAUUGAAUUUUUCGUUAAAUGAUCAUAUCAUACCUGAUGUUUUGUAUGCUCGUUAUUGGUAUGAAAGGUUUUUCAAACAUCGACUUCAUUAG
Messenger RNA from Rotaria sp. Silwood1, 921 nucleotides. NCBI's taxonomy places the organism in Eukaryota, Metazoa, Rotifera, Eurotatoria, Philodinida, Philodinidae. The record is from the annotation of a GenBank genome assembly.